Molecule: messenger RNA, 825 nt
Organism: Emiliania huxleyi CCMP1516
Lineage: Eukaryota; Haptophyta; Isochrysidales; Noelaerhabdaceae
Exons: 1
Coding region: 1-825 (274 amino acids)
Biological process (GO): regulation of alternative mRNA splicing, via spliceosome
Cellular component (GO): nucleus
Molecular function (GO): single-stranded RNA binding
Source: RefSeq, a predicted model, not a curated record
AUGUCGCCCCCGCGAUUCCUCGGCGCGCCCUCCCUCCCUCCCGCUCCCGCCGCCGAGCCCGCGCCCGCGCCCGCCGCCGAGCCGACCACGGGCGUCUUCAUCGGCAACCUCCCGGCGGCGGCAACGGCCGAGCUGCUGACAGAGCUCCUCGUGCAGGCAGGACCGCUCGUGGGCGAGGCGCGGCUGCCCAAGGACCUCUCCGGCGAGGGGCACCGCGGCAUCGGGUUCGCCGACUACGCGGACGAGGCGUCGGCCCUCUACGCGAUCGCGCUCUUCGACGGCCUACGCUUCGGAGACCGGGCGUUGCGCGUCAACCCGUCGGGCGAACGGCCGCAGCGAGGAGCGGCGCCCAAGCCUCCCCACCCGGUGCUGGCGGCGCUGCGAGACCUCGCGUGCCACCCCGCCGCGUGGAACGGCGACCACCCGCGCGAGGGCAUGUCCAUGACGCCAGAGGGGAGCUGGCACCGCUCCGAGGUGACUGCUGGGCGGUACGACAGCGGGCGGCGCGAGAGCCACGAGGAGCGACACGCGGAGCGCCCCGCCGACCGCUACGGCGGCGGCGGCAGGCACGACGGCCGUCCCGCGCGCGAGGCCGACCUCGAGCGAGACUACGAGAGCCGGCGCCGCGGUCGCUACGACGACCGUCACUCGGACCGCCACGCGGAACUCUACGGCGGCCGCUUCGAGUACGACCGGGAGCGCGGCGGCGAGGGCCGCCGCCGAUCCCAGUCGCGCGACCGAGACCGCCGCCGCCGCUCGCGCUCGCGCGGCCGCUCGGACUCACCCCGCUCGCCGCGCCGCCCGCGCCGCGCGUUCCGUGAGUGA